CAUAAACCUUGUCUUCCAUAUAUCAUUAGCCCUUUCGAUUCAGUUUAUCGAAGUCUCCAGCGCCUUCGUCACCACCGUAUUCACCACCCUCACCUCCACUGAUUUCAGAUCUUCAUUUCCGAUUUAGAGGGGAACUUUUCAAAAUAUGGGUUCUCAUGCUAAGAGUAGCAGAGAUAGAUAUGCGAAGAAGAAGAAGCGGAGAGAUGAAUCGGAGUCUGAGUCCGAGUCUUACUCUUCUGACUCGGACGGUUCAGAUGAUUUGUCCCCGCCCAGGAGUUCCAGGAGGAGAAAAGGCAGCGGUAGCAGCAGCAGUCGUCGACGCCAUUACUCAAGUGAUGAUGAUUCCUCUGAUAGCGAUGGUGGACGGAAGAGUCGGAAGAGAACUUCUUCUAAGAAGCCCUCCGAGGAAGAGAUCAAGGAGUAUAUGGCCAGAAAGGCCCAGAAGAAGGCAUUACGUGCAGCGAAAAAACUGAAGACUCAGUCGGUGUCUGGGUACUCCAAUGAUUCAAACCCGUUUGGGGAUUCUAAUCUCACUGAGACAUUUGUGUGGCGAAAGAAAAUUGAAAAAGAUGUUCAUCAUGGAGUGCCGUUGGAGGAAUUUUCCGUUAAAGCUGAGAAGAGAAGACGGGUGGAAAGGAUGACAGAGGUUGAAAAGGUUAAGAAGAGGAGAGAAGAGAGAGCAGUAGAGAAAGCUCGACAUGAGGAAGAAAUGGCAUUAUUGGCUAGAGAACGUGCACGAGCUGAGUUUCAAGAUUGGGAGAAGAAGGAGGAUGAGUUCCAUUUCGAUCAAAGCAAGGUGAGGUCAGAAAUCAGAUUGCGUGAAGGACGACUGAAGCCAAUUGACGUCCUCUGUAAGCACUUGGAUGGUUCCGAUGAUAUGGAUAUCGAGCUCAGUGAACCUUACAUGGUUUUCAAGGGACUCACUGUUAAAGAUAUGGAAGAGCUUCGUGAUGAUAUCAAAAUGUAUCUGGAUUCAGAUCGGGCAACUCCAACACGCGUACAGUAUUGGGAGGCACUUAUUGUGGUAUGCGACUGGGAGUUGGCUGAAGCUCGUAAAAGGGAUGCUUUGGGUCGAGCUAGAGUUAGAGGGGAGGAACCUCCUGCAGAAUUGCUUGCUCAAGAGAGGGGACUACACGCUGGUGUUGAAGCUGACGUGAGGAAACUUCUUGAUGGGAAAACCCACUCGGAGCUUGUGGAACUGCAGUUGGACAUCGAGUCCCAGCUGCGUUCUGGGUCAGCAAAAGUAGUGGAGUAUUGGGAAGCGGUUCUUAAACGCCUCGAUAUAUACAAGGCAAAGGCUUGCUUGAAGGAAAUACACGCUGAGAUGCUGAGGAGACAUUUACAUCGCCUCGAGCAACGUUCAGAGAAUGAAGAAGUUGAUCAUCGCUUAUCACCUGUGGUGGAAGGAAACGAGGAAGAGAUAAACGAUAUGAGUCUUACAGAUGAAGAAGCAUUCUCCCCCGAGCCUAUUGCGGAGGAAGAAGAAGCUGAUAUGGCAGCAGAAGCGGCUGGUUCGUUUUCGCCAGAGCUUAUGCGUGGUGAUGAUCGUGAAGAAGCAAUCGAUCCUGAGGAAGACAAGAAGCUACUGGAACUGAAACGAAUGAUUGUGUUGGAGAAACAAAAGAAACGGAUCGAAGAAGCUAUGGUCUCAAAACCAGCACCUGUGGAAGAUAACUUGGAGUUUAAAGCAAUGAAAGCAAUGGGACCAAUGGAUGAAGGUGAUGCUGUAUUUGGCACUAAUGCUGAAGUGAACCUUGACUCCGAGGUAUACUGGUGGCAUGACAAGUACCGGCCAAGAAAACCGAAGUACUUCAACCGAGUUCACACAGGUUACGAGUGGAAUAAGUAUAACCAAACGCACUAUGAUCACGAUAACCCGCCUCCAAAAACGGUUCAAGGGUACAAGUUUAACAUCUUCUAUCCAGAUUUAGUAGAUAAGAUCAAGGCUCCCACGUACACUAUAGAAAAAGAUGGGACUAGCUCCGAAACUUGUAUAAUCCGGUUUCAUGCUGGUCCGCCUUAUGAAGACAUUGCGUUCCGGAUUGUGAACAAAGAAUGGGAGUAUUCUCACAAGAAAGGUUUUAAGUGCACAUUUGAGCGUGGGAUUUUGCACCUGUACUUCAACUUUAAACGACAUCGGUACAGGCGAUAAACUGAUCGGAGUUUGGCCGGAGAAUACGAUGUUCGCAGUUUAUUAAGCCUUGUCCGUUCAAAAUGGCAAUACAUACUCUUGAUCUUGGGAACCAGAUAUGAAUCAAGAAUAUGUACUAUGCUACACUAUUUUCAUUGAAAACUGAUUAUCAAACAUAACAGAAGAGAGAAAGAGUGGUCUCAAAAUGUUAGGUGUAAUGAUGAUUACUAACAAAAUGUGAUGUUGAUGAUUGGAACAAUUCUGGAGCCGGUGUGAAUCGGUGAGUCCAUUAGUUUAUGUAGAAAAGUGGGUGUA
Messenger RNA from Raphanus sativus (radish), 2446 nucleotides. Its product is annotated as splicing factor Cactin. Gene Ontology annotation, cellular component: spliceosomal complex; cytoplasm. Bases 146 to 2152 code for a protein of 668 amino acids. The transcript has 13 exons. The record is from RefSeq and is a predicted model, not a curated record. Gene Ontology annotation, biological process: mRNA cis splicing, via spliceosome. Lineage: Eukaryota; Viridiplantae; Streptophyta; Magnoliopsida; Brassicales; Brassicaceae. Gene Ontology annotation, molecular function: protein binding.